AGCUCCCUCAUAGAAAGUCAUUACAUGAAAUGGUUAUGAAUUCUCAGCCUGAUGUCUGAAACAUUGUUUAAUGAUAGUUUAGUGAUAAAAGUUUGGCUUAAAAUAUGUUUUAAUCUAUUUCUUUUAAUCCAGUCAAUGCAGAGGGACACAUGCAGGACAUUGUAAGGCAAAAUAGUCCCCAAAGAAAUUUUUUUUUUUCAGAUUUACCACUAUUUCUACCACCAUCAACAUUACAUAUAAAAAGUCAAAAGAUGUGUAGAUUAAUUGGUGGUUUAGAUAGUAAAUAAAUGGCUAUAUUUGUGUUGUAGACAUUGUGACCCCUGGUUCCUAUCAGCACCACUGUAAAGAAAUCAGAGUCUGUAAGUUUCUCUACUAUUAACCAUUUAACAUCAAACUACUCUGAAUGACUCUGUGUACAAGGACUGAACUAUUCAGAAAUUUUGAAAAAUUGGUGGAACUACCCUUUAAGCAUCCAGAUGCAGUCACAAAUAUAGCAGAAUGUGCUUGAAUGUGUGAGCUUACUGUUCAGGUUCAUGUCCUUUUAUGCUAGUUUGUAAAAAUGCAGAGAUCAAAUUCUUUCAGCUACGUCUGCCUUAUGUGUGUUUUUUGUACUGAACAUGUUGCUUGUUUCCUUCGACCGUCUCGGACCUUGGGGCCUGCUGUUUUGGAUCACGAACUUGUGGAUCCUGUCAUCUCGUCUGGUGGGGAAAGUCCCGCCCUCCUGUGCUAGGAUUGGCUAGUAAAUCAUACUUACAAGCGGUUCUCCUUUGUCCAUCAAGCCAAUCCCAGCGAUGAUGGGCGGGGCUUGCCUGAAUACGGGUAGGAGGAGAAGAUACCACUUCUCAGAAUCCAGCGCGGACUCAAAGCUGUGCCUAACCGCUCUCAGCAGCUCCGGCGCCGGGGAACAGCGGCUGUCACAGCCGCGAAAAGGACACGGCAUAUUCGUAUGAAUUGCCAUGACUGCUGGUGCAGGCCAGGAUUCAGAACCCAAGCAGAAUCAGAGUCAGAACCAGCAGCUCCAUCCAGCUGAAGCACUUCCUUCACCCAAAACACCAGACGUGCCUUUCAUAGGUGGACACACCAGCCCAUCCACACAGCACCAGCAAAGUGGAGAAGAGGACUACAUAUCCCAGAAGUCUUUGAGCAGCAGGCUUUCCAGGACCUCUCUAGGCAGCACCCACAGGCUGAAGAACAUGCAGUGCAGGAUAACCCUGUUAGACGGCUCCGACUACACCUGCACAGUCGAGAAGAAGGCCAAAGGGCAGGUCCUUUUUAAUAAAGUAUGUGACCAUCUCAAUCUCCUAGAGAAGGACUACUUUGGCCUCACGUACCGCGAUGCAGAAAACCAGAAGAACUGGUUGGACCCUGCCAAAGAACUGAAGAAGCAAGUCAGAACUGGUCCCUGGAACUUUGGCUUUAAUGUGAAGUUCUAUCCUCCUGACCCAGCACAACUCAGUGAGGAUAUCACCAGGUACUACCUGUGUCUGCAGCUGAGAGAUGACGUUGUGUCUGGCCGUUUACCCUGCUCAUUUGCCACACACUCUGUGCUGGGAUCCUACAUUGCUCAGUCUGAGAUUGGUGACUAUGACCCAGAGGAGCUGGGCGGUGACUACGUCAGUGACCUCCGCUUCGCCCCCAACCAGACCAAAGAACUGGAGGAGAAGGUCAUGGACCUGCAUCGCAGCUACAAAGGAAUGACUCCUGCUGAGGCUGAGAUGCUGUUCUUGGAAAACGCUAAGAAGCUCUCCAUGUAUGGUGUAGAUCUGCAUCAUGCCAAGGAUUCAGAGGGUGUGGAGAUUAUGUUGGGUGUGUGUGCCAGUGGCCUCCUGAUUUACAGAGACCGGCUGCGCAUCAAUCGCUUCGCCUGGCCUAAAAUCCUCAAAAUCUCCUACAAGAGGAACAACUUCUACAUCAAGAUCCGCCCUGGAGAGUUUGAGCAGUUUGACAGCACAAUUGGAUUCAAACUUCCAAAUCACAAAGCAGCAAAGAGACUGUGGAAAGUUUGUGUGGAACAUCAUACCUUUUUCAGACUAGUGUCUCCUGAAGCUCCUCCUAAGAAGUUAAUGUCUCUGGGCUCUAAGUUCCGCUAUAGUGGGCGUACACAGGCACAGACACGCCAGGCCAGCUCCCAGAUCUCCCGACCUGCACCCCAGUUCCAGCGCUCCUCCAGCAAACGGCACACCACAUCCCGCAGUCUGGACGGAGCACCAGCCAUGGCCAACAAUGACAACCUGAUGAAGGACUCCAAGCCCACCGUCACGGGUACUCACAUCACCACGGUAACACCAGAGAAAAAGAUUGAGGAAGAAAAGGCUGUAGAGGAAGAGACAACUACUGCUGCGGAAACAUCUGAACCUGCCGCUUCCACUCCUGUUGUCAAGAAUAGUUUCAUAAGGCGGAUAAAGGGUGACAACGUCUUUGUCAAACACAGUAAUCUCAUGUUAGAGGAGACUGACGCUCCAGAUGAGCUGCUCAAGAGACAGACGAACCUCAACGAGUUGAAGAGGUCAUUUUUGGAGACGCGUCCUGAGUGGUCAGGAGACAGUGAAUGGGACAGGAGGUUGUCCUCUUCUCCUGCUCGCACACAGCGACGGGAUGACACUCCCAUCAUAGAACCUGUCUUACCUUUACAGGAUACUGCAGAAGAUGCCAAAGCAGAACCUCCUCAGGACGUUUCAGAAGAAAAGCCUGAGCUGCUGGAGGCCAGCCCCACUGAGAGUUCAGGUGACCAGCAAGAGGAGACUCCAGUUGUAGAGGAGGUGCUGGAGGGAGAGGAAGCAGAGGAGACUGAUAAGAAGGAACCACUGACUGAUGAGGCACAAGAGGAGAAGUCACUAACUUGUACAGUUCAGAAAGAGAAGUCACCUCCUUAUGAGCCUGAGGAGAGGUCAGCAUCAGCUCCUUGUGAGACUCAAGAGAAGUCACCUCCUUGUGACACUGAAAAGAAGUCGUCAGCUCCUGACGAGACUCAGGAGGAGACGUCAGCUCCUAAUGAGGCUGAGGAGGACAAGUCACCCCUUUAUGAAGCUCAGAUGACGUCACCUCUUUAUGAUUCUAAGGAGGACGAGUCACAUUAUGAGGCCGAGGAGGAGACAUCAGCUCUUUAUGAGACUCAAGAGCAGAUGUCAUUUAUUUAUGAAGCUGAGGUGGAGAAUUCACCUCCUCAUGAGCCUCAUGAAGACUUGUCUGCAACCACUUUGAAUAUACUGACACCAGGGGAUGCUAUAAAUGAAGACAGUAAUGGUGGACAGAUUGCCUCACAGGCUCCUCUGUUCAUGACUGAAGAGGAACAGUCACCUGUUAAUGUGCUAGAUCAAGCAAAAGACGAAAUCCAGCUGUCAGAAUUGGGAAAUUGUGCCGCUAUAGUGCAGUCAGCGCCGUGGUGUGAGGACAGUUACAUUGCUGAGCAAGUUCCAGAGGAUGUUGUAUGCCCUGUAAUGGCAGAACAGUUGCCACUUGACACCCAGUUUAGAAACUGCGCACAAGAGGGGCUGCAAGAGGAAGUGGGAGAGCAGACCAUAGCGUCUGAAAGCAUGCCCUCAGCAUUAGUCACUGAGAGCACAGCAGACUGGACACACACUGAAAAGGAAACCCUAACACCAGGUUUGACUGGGGAAUGCAAAGACCAAGAGAAUAGUGAAAAUGCUGCAAUGGUGCCCUCUGCUGGUGAAACUCAGAUGUACAUGGCUGAGGCAGCUCUUCUGCAAGCUACACCUGGGUUGGCUGAUGUUGCUCCAUUGAUGUCUGUUCAUAAAGCAGAUAGCAAUGAAAGAGAAGAGUCCUCUCUUGAGGAAUGUGUGGAUCAGGUAUAUGAGAAUUCAUUGACUCCCAAUAUUGAUGAAGGGCAAGUCUCUGAGAACAGUCAGGAAUAUGAAGAGGAGAAAGAACAGUCAGCAAGUUCUGGAAGCUCUACCCCAAUCAGGAAGUCAGUCUGUGAAGAUGAUGAGAGCUUUGUUUAUGAAGAGGGAGAGAAUUCGGAGGAGAUUAGCAUUGAUUAUGCUAACUUACCCAUUGAAGAGCAAGAACAAGCAAAUGUAGAUGAAAGUGCUGAAAGUGACUUGUCAGGAUUGGGGAACUGUUCCACUUCAGUGCAGUUUGUGCCACCCUAUGAGGAAGUUCAAGAGCCUGUUAUGGAAGAACAGUUGCCACUGGAGACCCAAAUAGAAGAGGACAGUGCAGAAGGGUUUGGAAACUUCACAUCUCCAGAGAUACGUAAACUAGCUUGUACAAACAAAGAGGGUGGAGAUACUGAUUCAGAAUGUAAAGGGAGCAACGAUAAGGAAGGGGAAGCAGUUCCACAAGAAACAGAGAAGAUGAAGGAGGAAAUGAACACAGUUAGUGAAGCUGCCAUGCCCCUCCUGGAGCAGUCUGAGGAGCCAGUGCAGGCAGUGAUGACCACUGAAGUGCCUGUAGUUCAUACCGAGACCAAGACCAUCACUUAUGAAUCUGCUGAGGUCGAUGCUAACGGUGGAGACCCUGGAGUUCUGAUGAGUGCACAGACCAUCACCUCUGAGAACAACAGCACCACAACCACUACACACAUCACAAAGACGGUGAAGGGAGGCAUCUCAGAGACGAGGAUUGAGAAGAGGAUUGUCAUCACGGGAGAUGCAAACAUUGAUCAUGACCAGGCUCUGGCUCAGGCUAUAAAAGAGGCUAAAGAGCAGCACCCAGACAUGUCGGUCACCAAGGUAGUGGUUCAUAAAGAGUCGGAGAUCUCACUUGGUGAAGGUGGCCAGUGAUACAGGAGUAAGGGCCAGUCUGACAGAGAACAGUGCCAUUUUCCCCAUCCCAUGGACAUAUGACUCCCGCCACCUCCGAGUCAUGACUUUUGACCUCAGACACAGAACGCACUCCUUAUGUGCCGGACAGUGGAGAAACAACCAUUAAAACCCACUCUGCACAUCAGCUUGGUACCUUUCGGUGUCCUCUUAGGGCGCACAGUGCCAUCGACAUGAUGACGACGCCAGCUCUGCUUUUUGAUGGAAUUAUGAAACUUCACUGCUAACAGCAAUAAUAUCAAGAGGCCAUAAACUCAUACAGCACUCAAAACCACCAGAAUGGGAGAAAUCGUCUCAGAAACACAAUUUGUUCGACUGCCUUAAUCAGAGAUUUUUAAUCAGAAAGUGUUUAAUUUAUGCAACUUCAAUUUAUUUAUAGUCCAACACUCCAAUCCGAGAACUGUGGACUCAUUUGAAUAUAUAUGAGGUAAAAUGAAGUAUGCAAAAACAGCAGACUGAAUCACCGUGCCAACUGCAUUGCAAGGCUAAAAUCCCCUCACUCUAGUAUUCCAGGAUUUUCUCCAGCGAGAGCCAGUUUUGCUAACACAAAUUAAGCCUAGGGAUUUUCAGUGGAGGAAUGUGACAGUUGAGUUUAGUCCCAUGACUAGGUUUAAUCUGUAUGUGGAAAACCAACCCAAAGUCUACAGAUACUGAGUCUUUGUACAUACAGUAUAUAUAUGCUUGUUAGCUGAAACAGCAUUAAUUUUCUCUAUGGAAAUGUUUCUACUUGCUUCAUAAAAGUGAUUGUUUUACAUUUUUAUUUAUCCUGUUCACCAAAUACAAAAUGGCAAAAAAGUACUAGAAAGAAAAACUAUGGCACUAUUCGAAGGGCUGCUUCUAGUUUACUUGGUAACCCAAAAAUAUGGACUCGUGUUUUUGUCUUUGUUGUUUUUUGUUUGUUUGUUUGUUUUUUCUACCCCUCCCGCUCCUCACCCCAACACCCCCAAACCCCCAACCUCCCACUCUCGCUCCCACCCUUGCUACCACCCUCACAGUUGUGACAUGAAGUGGACUGACUGGGGCUUUUUGACCUUGAGGCCACCAUUCAGAAGUUAAAAUCUGACGGUGCUGGAACUUCAUCUUACUUUUGAUAGAACCAAUCCAGUAGGUCUCUUUAUCCUAAACACACAGCCUCAGUUACACAAACUACACAAACAUUGUGAUUUUUUUUGUUGUUUUAUUUUUGAAUAAAAUAUUAUUGAAAUCAACUGACA
Molecule: messenger RNA, 5995 nt
Organism: Colossoma macropomum (tambaqui)
Lineage: Eukaryota; Metazoa; Chordata; Actinopteri; Characiformes; Serrasalmidae
Product: band 4.1-like protein 3
Exons: 22
Coding region: 957-4742 (1261 amino acids)
Biological process (GO): cortical actin cytoskeleton organization
Cellular component (GO): plasma membrane; cytoskeleton
Molecular function (GO): structural molecule activity; actin binding
Source: RefSeq, a predicted model, not a curated record